This is a messenger RNA of Nannospalax galili (Upper Galilee mountains blind mole rat), 582 nucleotides long. RefSeq names its product vanin 3 (gene Vnn3). Lineage: Eukaryota; Metazoa; Chordata; Mammalia; Rodentia; Spalacidae. The record is from RefSeq and is a predicted model, not a curated record.
AUGCUAUUUUUAACCAUAAAAAGUUGGAGCAGUAUUUUUUUCCUUGUAUUGGCUACAGGGAGUGAAAUGUAUAGUCCAGAAACCAUCAAAAUAUGUCACUAUGACAGAGAGAAAGGCCAGCUGCUGUCAGAAGUGAAGUCGUGGCCAGGCCAUCAGCCCACCUACCUUGUAGAGUUUGACUGGAGUACUUAUGCCAGACAUGUCAAAUCAUUGUUGUCUGAGCAGGCAGGCUCUCCAGGGAUGAUUUAUUUUAAUGAAUUCACCUUCACCAAGCUUAAGGGAAACACAGGAAAUGACAGAGUUUUCCAGAAGGACCUGUGUUGUCCAUUGGCUUACAAGAUGCCUGAGAAGAGAACAGAAUGAGGCCUACGCUUUUGUGCCUUUGAUGGGCUGCACACAGUAAAAGCCCAAUAUUAUUUACAGAUAUACACAUUGCUAAAGUGUCAAGCCACUGGCCUGGGAAUGUGAGAGGAGCCUGUCCAGUCAGCUUUUAUCAAGUUUGAGGAAUUCUCUCUCGGUGGCACCUUUGGAACCAAUUACAUUUUUCCACAGAUUGUCCUCAGUGGGAGUCAGCUUGCCUAA